AUCCAGACACCAUCUGGAGUGCACAUUAUGUUGGCAUUCAGUGCACAAAAAUGUUUUUUCCCAAUGAAUUAAUGGGGGUCAACAUUAACAUGGAGACGAGUUGUUUUAACGUGAAAAGCUGGACAUUCCCUAAGAAAUCUACAGUUUUUAUUGCUGAGCCAGAAAGGGGGAGGAUUAUACCGGUGCUACCUAUACAAAGAUAGAUAGCCAAAUUGUCCACUAUGAAAUCAGUGUCUUGGCCUUGAUUUGCAACAUGUGGUCGUGCUGAAACCGCCCGUGCAAUAAUUUCUCACUUUGGUGUCUCUGGACCCCCUAAUGCUAGUGUCUAGCUUGUCCAAUGCACGGGUUUUCCUGACCGUCCUUUCCCUGGUAGUCUGGCUGGCCACAUCCCCAACAUAGGCCUCUGGUGCUUAGUCCAGGUUUCAGUUGAGGGGUGGACUGAAAGUGAUCACAUUUUUUGUAGGGAGCGCCUCCUCUGUGCUGAACUCUCUGAGCUCUUUGGAAUUUGAAAUUUCAAAAAGGGGCUCUCCAUGAGUAAUGGUUUCAUUAAAUAUGAUGUUCGGUGUUUCCUUUGAGAUGAAUCACACGUGGCUCCGUCUGGUUGACGUGCACAUGAAUGGUGGGUGGCAAUUGUGCUGUUGUAGUAGCCUGGUUUGGCCACUGUUGCGCCAACAUCUUGACCCGUGGUUGCUGCGGCUGAGGAAUGAGGGGAAACGCCACAGCUGGUGCUUGUCUCACCGGAGCUUGCGCUGUGUAGCUUAAAUUUUGGCUUUCUCCUUGUUUGCUUGGCAUUUAGUUUACAUCACAUGAUGUACCGCAUGCUCAGCGAACUGUAUGGAUCUCACCAUAUUAUCUAGUCAGGCCUGUGCUUCUAUUGGCAUGGCCUUUUUUACCAUUACCUAUUCCACACACCUAUUAUCAGUUUUCUUAGGUUAUUAAACUUUAAAUCAAAUAGUGACAGAUCAAAUUACAUGGACUAACACUGUUAAAUUUGAAUCCAAGGAAUCUAAACUCUCAUCACUUCCCGGUGGCGUCGACUGUAUUCUCUGCUUUACUUUUUUCUGAUCAUUCCAUCUCUGCUGUAGCUUUACGGUCCUUUCCCUUGCAUGUCAUAUCAAGGCCAAGCUGUUUGUGUGUCAGUUUUUUUAAAAUUACAAGGCUUUGUGAUGUUUUUAGGAUGAAAAAAGACAUCAUAAGCGUUCUAAUGAAAGCCUGCUUGUGUUUUAAAAAUAAACACUAGUAGUCUAAAUGAUAUAUAACACUGCACUGUGGACUUGUUUUAGGACAGUAAAAUCAUCUUCCUGGUGUAUUAUUUUGUUUGAACCUAAAGGAUUUAAUUCUGUUUUGGUCUACAUAAGCAAUGACAGUAAAUGUUUUUUUUUUUUUUUUUUUCUUUUGGGAAGCUGAUAUGGUAAUUACUCUGUAAAAUAAAAAUACAGCCGUAUUUUGUAAUGGUCGUGAACGGCUUUGAGAUCAUUCAGAUUACCUGUGCAUGUUAUUGUUGGUGAUUUCAGUGACAGUAACAGCUGUUGAUUUUCUUUUAACUUGUGUAAUCCAUCAGAGACAGCUUGGGCAGUGGGUCCAAUUAGGCACGCACUGAGCCGGGUGGAGCUCAUACUGGCACACUGAUGACCUAAAUAAUGUAAAUUAUGUUCUUAUGGGUUGCUAGAAGGCCGGAUAAACAGUUUAAAACAAUUACAUAUACGUAUUUCUAUCCACUGCAUAACUGUGUCAUAAAGUCUGGAAUUGCACGCUUACUGGUUUGUAUCAUUUCAGUUAUAGUUUAAAUCAAGCAGAUUAGAGAGAUUGGUGCAAAUCCUCACUCAACUCGCCGUUUGUUUGUUCAUGUUCCCCUCAGUACCUGUCAGUCUGCACGGGAUUAGUAGUGAUUUCCAUAUGUUGAGCCAAUAGGAACCGUCCAAAUGCCACCAGACAGUGGCUGAGAGAGAAAGGCUCCCUAUCCUGUCAAUCAGCAGUGGGUUACGACUCAGAAUGUUCUUGCAGGUGAACUAGAAUACUCAAGUUGCUGCUGCAAGGAAGUCAAAAUACAGACUGGAGUGCAGUGGCACACGAACUGUAAAAUAUGUUCUCAGCACCAGCAUUGAUGAUUCAAAGGAAGCAUCACCUUUUUUGAUCUGGGGCUCUUAAAUAAAACUAUGAAGGGCGCUGAUGCCCCAUUGCACUUCUACAUCCCCUUCAGGGGAGAUGAGAUGAGCGAUUUGAGCACAUCCCUCAGCAGGGGUCCCGCUUGCUCUUCUAAUGAACCUCAAGACCACCAACCUGAACAAACCUACUUCUACAAGGAGGAGGGUCCGGUGGAGACAGCCAAACUUGGCCAUGCCGACAAAUUCAGGCUUACUGACUCAUCCGAGUUAGUGUGGGUGAAAGAGUUGUUACUGCUGUGUUCGGAAUACCAGACUUUCGUGAACAUGGGCAACCAACAAGGCAUGAGGAUCAAGACAAAUGUCAAUAGUUUACCAAAAUCGACUGGAAUCCAGAGACCAAGGAUGAGAACAGACGGCUUUGUUGACACCGGUACUCCCUUGCUUCACCUUGAGUCUCCACACCAGCCUACAAAGUCAAGAAGGCUACCUAAACUCUGGAUGGCAAGCACUCCUACAAAUGAGGAGUUACUUGAAGAAGAGAAGCACUUAAUUUGCAUGUCUGCCACUUUGGGGCAAGAAAGGGAGACAAUAGGCAAUUCAGGGUUUGAAAAGGAUGAUGGGCAAAAGGACUUUAAGCAGUCAUGGAGAGCAAAGCUUUCUCCUCAAGGGUCUUCAUGUGUCAACAGAAAAUGUCCUUUUUCAUGCAGAGAGGAAGAGAUUUCUUCAGAGACAGACCUCUCUGAAUAUGACGACAUCUGCUCCCUUUUUUAUUUGGAACCCAGGACUGAAGAUGCUAACGCAAACACGAUACAAUCGAAGGUCAAUACUCAAAAUGAGACAGCGGGACAAUCUUCUCGGGCAGCCACUGCAGCACGCGUAAUGCGAAAGAUUGAGGAGGUGGAAGGCAUCAUCAGUCGGGUGAGUCUCACCAGUUCAAACUGGAUCAAAAGAAAUGGAAACGAUGAUUCUCAUUCAAUGGAAGCCAGAUGUAUGGACAACAAGGCUCUGAACAGCCCCCAAAUCCAGACCCAAGACAAGGAGUGCAAAUACGACAAGCCUCGGCCGGUCGAUGAGCUCCGUUGUUUGGGUGAGGAGCUGAGUGAGAGUCUUCAACGAGCCCUGAAGAUGGAGGGAGAAAACAAAGAGUGGUUAUCAUUAUGCACACAGAGAGAGCAUGAAAUAGUAAAUAAGAACACACCUAUGAGAAUGCCAUCAUAUCAUCGGCACAUUUCAACAGUGGAUAACAACUCCUUGUCAAGCUGUUUGUCAACAAGUGCAGGAAUGCCCUAUAGGUCUCCAACAUUGCCUUUAUUCACAUCUAGACAAAAUCAGCAGAAAGAUGAUAUCUGUGACCAAUGCACACUGUGGACAAGAUUAGCCAAGGACAGUUGGAGUGAAAAGGAGAACUUGGAUUGGACUAAUCACAGAUGGAGAGAGGAGACACAGACGCACAGAUGCCUCAGUGAAUCUGACGUCGAUCAAGAUGGCCUGCUUUCCUCAGAUGAGGCACUCCAGAAACAGAAGGAGUUCUGGCAGCAGGAGAUCGAGGAGUCCUUGUCGUUCUGCAGGUGGUUCUCUCAUCCCUCUCGACCCGAGCUCAUCGACUUCCUGCGCAUCACCGCCCCCGAAGAUGAUAUCAGCAGGACACCCAGUCCCGUGUUACCAGACCUAAGGUCAAAAACGUCCUUUCCAGUAGAAGGAGAAGAACGAACUCCUGGCCGUCUACAAGCAGUCUGGCCACCACCCAAAGAGGAGAAAAUCGGUCUGAAGUAUUCUGAAGCAGAGCACCAGGCAGCUCUUCUGCAGCUGAAACGAGAAUGCAAAGAAGAAGUGGAAAAGUUACAGCUGGACACUAUGUUUCAGGAGGACUUCAGCCAGGAACUCUCCAGACUAAGGCUGGAAAACGAGGUCACAGUGUCCCGUUUGGAGCUCACCCUGGCCGAGCUGCGGACCAAACUCUCCCAGCUCGGCACCUUCGGACGCGGCGAGCUCAGAGACGUGGCCGUGUCCACACAAGAUGACAAAUUUGCACGCCAAGCCUUCCCCGACGUCUGCAUCCAAACUGACAGAGAGACCUUCGUCAAAAGCCAUGACGACGGGAAGAGGAGAGACUGUCCCCAAACUCAGCAGCAGGCGGUGACCCCCAAAAAACUAGACUUGGCUUCUAUCAGCUUGAGCCUGGCAGCUCAGAAAGAGGGGGGCCCACCGUGUCAGUCUGCGGGACACCACGCACCAAGCGAUAAUAUCAUUCCACCUCCUCCACCUCCACCUCUGCCAUGGUCGUCGCCAAUGCCGACCCACAAACAAUCAAACGCCCCCCCGCCACCUCCACCCCCGCCUCCACCUGCUCCAUUUAUGCCGCACGCAGCACCUCCACCUCCUCCAUCCAUCUCAGAUUUAACUUCAUCAACGCCGCCGUCUUUAUUUGCAACUCCCAGAAAACCUGUGGUGGAGCCUUCACGUCCCAUGAAGCCGCUGUACUGGACCAGAAUUCAGAUUGAGGACAAAAACAACACACUGUGGAAUGUUUUGGAAGAGCCACAUAUCAUGAAUGCAGUUGAGUUUGAGGAUCUGUUUGCCAAAACCACCACACGACUCAAAAUAAAACCACUGGUGGAGAAUUACGAGAAGAAGGCAAAAGCCAGGAAGAUCAUUAAGCUGCUGGACAGUAAACGCUCUCAGACUGUUGGCAUCCUCAUAUCAAGCCUCCACUUGGAGAUGAAAGACAUCCAACAAGCUGUUCUGACUGUGGAUAACUCUGUGGUGGACAUUGAGACUAUUGAGGCGCUGUAUGAAAAUAGAGCUCAGCCAGAGGAGCUGGAGAAGAUCAAGACACAUUACAACACAUCUCAGGAAGGGGAGGUUAAACUCUUGGACAAACCUGAACAGUUCUUGUAUGAGCUCUCGCAGAUUCCAGACUUCGCAGGCCGAGCUCGCUGCAUCAUUUUCAAGGCAGCCUUCAACGACGGGAUGGCGUCCAUUCAACACAAACUUCAGAUUAUCUCCUGUGCUCUGCUGGAAAAAGGUGGUGUGAAGGAAGUGCUAGGACUGGUCUUGGCUUUGGGGAAUCAUAUGAACGGAGGCAACAGGUUCAGAGGCCAGGCUGACGGCUUCGGUCUCGAGAUCCUUCCUAAACUCAAAGAUGUCAAGAGCAGGGACAAUCGCAUCAGCCUGGUGGACUAUGUGGUAUCAUACUACCUUCACAAUGUUGACAAGAAUGCCGGAACAGAAAAGAGUACUUUUCCACUUCCCGAACCUCAGGACGUCUUCCUGGCAGCGCAGCUCAAUUUUGAGGACCUCAAUGCAGAGCUGAGAAGGCUUGGGAGAGAUCUAACGGGAUGUGAAAAGGACGUGCGGAAGGUUUGCUCAGACUCCCCUGAGGAACAUCUGCAGCCAUUUAAAGACAGAAUGGAGAUGUUUCUUCUCAGUGCACGUAAAGAACAUGUUGGAGCUUCCUGUCAGCUGAUAACGGCACAAAAACGUUUCCAGGACUUGUGUGAGUACUUCGGCCUGAAGCCGAAAACGGGAGAAACGGAGGUGACGUCCAGUCAUUUCUUCAUGCAGUGGUUUGAGUUUUGUGCCGACUUCAAGGCCAGGUGGAAAAGGGAGAAUCGGAACGUCACUAAAGAAAGGUUAAAAGAGGCCCAGCAGUCAGUGAGGAGGAUCACAGCAGAGAAGAACGUGGAGACCAGAAAGAUCAUCCCUAACAGUCUGAAAGAACGACUGCGGCAGAAGGAAGCUAACAUGAUCUCAAUUUAAAAUUGGAGAAUGAAAAACAGAAAUGAUAUUUAGAAUAUAUCGUGGAACCUCUGAAGUCCAUCCAUCCGCACGUCCGUUUUCUAUUCCGCUUGUCCUAUCGCAUCUGACUUUGGGCGAACGGCGGGACGUACCUCGGGGUGCUCGCCAGGUAAUUGCAAGGGUGCGUGUACAAUAGACAAAUAAACAUUCACGCCCAUUGGAGUCUUUAAUGAGCCUAACGUGUGUUUUCCGAAUGUGGGAGAAAGCCCAAGUACCCGAAGAAAACCCACACAAGUACGGGACAAAACGCAAACCCGCGAAGGAAUGCCUGAGCCGAGAUUCGAACCCAGACGCUCUUGAUUGCGCGACAGAUGUGCGUCGUCCUCGCGUCCCCCACGCUGUUGUAGAACAGGAAGUGGAACCUUUUGUGAUGACGUGGUCCACACGUCUCCAUUUUGGCUUCUUACUACAAUACGGCUCAAGCAACAUUGGUCAACAACAUGAUAUAAUAAGAAAGGAAUGUACACUCAGAUGUAAUUUGUCUUUUUAGUCACCGAAAACCUUUCUUGCACUGCAGGGGUUAACUCGUUUUUCAUACAUGAGAGUUAAUAAUGUAAAAAUGUUGCGUCUACAGUUAAUAAAGACUUUUAUGAUGGCCCUGAUGUGAGCCUGGAAAUUACAGUAUAUUCAUUUCUAUUACUCCUAUCGGACUAAAUUUUCUUAAUAUCAUCUCAUCUUAAGUUUGACCUUAGAGGUUCCACUGUACUAAGUGUAUCGUUGUUGCCCUCACUGAGCUGGACCGGAAUGGAUCAGGGAACUGAACUCUUUAAAAGGUUUUAUUUUCUGUCGGUGACGACUUUACUAUGAUCCCUUCACCACUAUCCACCCAAUGUUUUUCUACCACUUAUCGUUUUCAGGGUCACCGGUGAUCUUGAGCCGACGUAUAAGCAAAUCUCUUGUGAGUCUUAAAAUAUGGAUCCACUAAUAAAUAAGUCAUUAUAAUUGUGUGAUGGCUGUUUUAUUCGCAAGCAAAUGUAGAAGAUACACAAAUUGUGUACACGAUUGAAAAUGAAGUAGCUUGAAGCAUCUUUUCUACAACGUUUCAUCAGAGCCCUCGGUUGACAUUCCACAUUGUGGAAACUAGACACAAACAUCGCACACACGAUCACCCUUUCUGUUAUCAAAUAGUUUGACAUUGUAUUUUGUAGCUGCAAAGUCAGGAGUGAAACAAUGAGAACAUCUGAGCAUGUGUUUGGCAAAAAUGGGAAUAUAUAUGUUGACAUAAUAUAUGUUUAUGUCAUGACUUGUUGGGUGAUCCCCGAUGGGACAAGGCGAAAUUCACAAAAAUAACUGUAUGUCAACCAAUUCCACAUUAUUCUAUUGUAUGGGAAAAUGUAAAUAACGUUGGUGUAGCUUGAUAUUUUGUGUUUAAUGAGACAUAAAAA
Molecule: messenger RNA, 7288 nt
Organism: Phycodurus eques (leafy seadragon)
Lineage: Eukaryota; Metazoa; Chordata; Actinopteri; Syngnathiformes; Syngnathidae
Gene: fmn1
Product: formin 1
Exons: 19
Coding region: 2157-5864 (1235 amino acids)
Biological process (GO): actin filament network formation; actin nucleation; cortical actin cytoskeleton organization
Cellular component (GO): cytoplasm; cytoskeleton; actin filament
Molecular function (GO): actin filament binding; microtubule binding
Source: RefSeq, a predicted model, not a curated record